This is a messenger RNA of Saccostrea cuccullata (small rock oyster), 3203 nucleotides long. Its product is annotated as probable serine/threonine-protein kinase pats1. The record is from RefSeq and is a predicted model, not a curated record. The coding region runs from base 5 to 2407 and encodes 800 amino acids. The transcript is spliced from 5 exons. NCBI's taxonomy places the organism in Eukaryota, Metazoa, Mollusca, Bivalvia, Ostreida, Ostreidae.
GUACAUGUACACGUCAAGAUGUCUCCUCUACUCUCUGUUAUUCUUGGAUGAGUAUACACUCGAUAUCAAUGAACAAGGUCAUAAAGAAAUGUUCAACGCAGUCAGAGAGAGGUAUUUUAAUGAUCUGGAAUCAGGUAACGAAAUUAAGGUGCCAGCUGAGCUACAGGGAAUCGUCAACAAACAGGAAACUUGUUAUAUGUUUAAAUCAGAAGAAGUCAGGCAAAACGUUAUGUACGCUUUUGUGACGGAAUGUUUAGUUGAGGACAGCGAUCUGGAGUUUUUCCUGAGAAUGGCAUCCAAACACGUGGUAUCAGAGUACUGUAGGUCCUGGAAUUAUGAAAAGAGUGAUAAUGAGAAAUGUUUGUAUAUACCAGACAAACCAAAGGAGAUGUACGAUCUCUUCAUAGAUAAUUUACAGGUGGAUAUCUUAGUACAUUGUUUCAUGUCAGAGAAAGAGUGCCAUAGUAAUAUCAGGAAACGCCUGAAUAUACCCGAGGAAAUUUUUUCUUGGGAUAUCGAUGCAAGAAAACGAUUUGUUGAAAUAUCCCGGGGGAAGAGAGUUGAAAUGUUUCACGCUAGAGGAAUGAUCGUUGGAUGUGCUGGUGCUGGAAAAACAACUCUCCUUGAAAAUCUAAAAAGGGUAAAGAGGGAAAAUGAACCCGAAAAAACUGAGACAACUGUUGGCCUGGAUGUCCACGAGGAUUUGUUCGAAAUCAUAGACGACAAGUUAGAGGAUUUCAGUACCAAUGAAGAUGAGCUGCCCGUCAGAGGAAUUCAUUAUGAGAGUAGUCAUGGGAAAAAGUUGAUAAGCAUGACUGACUUUGCAGGACAAGUAGCUUAUUAUUCCUGCCACCAAGUUUACUUGUCAAGAAGAGCGUUUUAUCUUAUAGUUAUCGAUAUGUCUAAAGACCUUAAAGAAAAAGUUUGCAAGCACAAUGUUGACCGUCAUAAUCCAAAAGGAUCUCUAUUCCGUGCAUGGAGAUACAAAGAUUAUUUUCACUUUUGGCUCCAGUCUAUCAAGACUUACUGCGAUGAAGGCAACACACAUCCAACAGAUCUUGGUACUGCAAGCCAAGGAGUUUUCCAUCCUGUAAUUCUUGUUGCCUCCCAUAAAGAUAAGCAGAGCUGGUGGAAGAAAAGGGGAUCAUUCUUUGGCCAAUUGAACAAAUGCUUGUCUGAAAGUCAAACUUUAAAAGAACUAAUUUCUCCCAGAAGAUAUUUUGAAGUCGAAUGUCCAGGAAAGACAUUGACAAAUGAUCAGGAAGAAAAAAUUGAAGAAGUGAGGAAUUGUAUAGUUGAAACUGUAAAACAACUACCUCAUUGGGGAGAAAAAAUUCCACUAAAAUGGGCAAAUCUUGAAGAAUUUCUUCGGAUGAGGAAGGAAGAGGGAGUCAAAGUUAUUAAAAGACAGGACCUUAAAGCCAAUGGCGAAAUUGAUUUAUCUGAUGACGAUGACCUUAAUGAUGCACUCAGAUUCUUUCAUGAAAUAGGACAACUUAUCUAUUUUUCUGAGAAAGAAAUGAAGAAUGUAAUUGUUAUCAACGUUCAGUGGUUUGUUGAUGGCUUUAAAUACAUCAUAACAGACGAGACUCAUCUGGCAAGAAAGGACUGUAACAGUACACUUAUUAAGGCGGGAAAAAUAACUGGAAAAGAAAUAGAAGAAGUGUGGAGAAAAGUCGAUUCAGAAAAAUCCUAUAUUCAUCAUAAACAAGAUAUUUUGCCAUAUCUGGAUAAACUCGGCUUAAUGACAAAAAUUCAAAGCAAAGACAAUGAAGCUUAUGAUGAGCUGUAUUAUAUCCCAAGCAUGAACAGAAUAGAUCUUGCAAAAGAAUAUAAGGAAGCAAUUAAUGGAGGACAAAAAACGUCCAUCAUACUGUUCCAUUUCAAAUCUUAUUUGCCUCAUUUUUUCUUUUUUCGAUUAGUUGUCAAAUGCUUACAUAAAUGGAAAGCCCUCAAUAUGGAGAUGUUUUGUAAAAAUGCAGCAUUUUAUAAGAUGGAUGAUGCAGGCCAUUACAUUGUAAUUGCCGUUAACAAAACAUCUAUCCAACUGCAGGUGUUUACGCCUGAGAAGGGAAUGGAUUUGCAAACCGAGAGUGCCAUAGAAAUAAGAGAAACAGUGAAGAGUAUGAUCCAUGAAAUAACACAAACUUUCCACAGGCAAACUAAGUAUGAGAUAGGGUAUACCUGUAAAGAUAUAAACAUUACAGAAGAAGACGAAGAGUUCUUUUUGACAGAAGAAGAGGUUAAAGCGCUAAAAACAGAAACAGGAAAAAGACGUUGUCCGAAACAUAUAAUGGGAAAACAGAUCCACGACAUCGAUAAAAAUGAAAUACUGCGUUUUUGGUGGAAGGAAGAUACUGCUUCUUCUCCAAGAGACAAUCAUCAAAUUAUUAAUGAAUCUGAAUAGGAAGCAGACCCUUAAAUUAUUCAAUGAAUAGAAUACGAUGCUUAAUAAUUACUUACGUAUAUUGUAUUCUUAUGAGAAUUCCUACUAUAUUUAUUUGGCAAGUGAUAUCAUUCAAAUAUUCAUUGUACAGUGUAAAAUUAUUGUCCGAUCAAUGUUAUUUUAUAAGUAUUUAUAAUGUUUUAUGCUUUAUCUUACUAAUUUGCUCAUGAAUGUAAAUACUGUAGCACAUCAUGGCAAGAGUGUUCUUUUAUUGCUAAAAAUUUGUCUUGUUUAUGAAAAUAUAUAUAUAUUCACUACGCAAUCUUUCAAUUACAAAAUAACGAUAAAGCGGAUGAAAUUCUUAAAAAUAUGAUGACUAAUUUGUAAAGGUAUGACCUUUUUUAUUCUCGUGUUAUAUAUGUACAUAUAUGUGCUUUAAAUUUGCGAAAAUUGUAUAUGCGAUUUCAAAAAAAUGUACUGACUAUGUUCUAAAAAACAGACCUUUUGCAAAAGAGAAGCGAUGUGUGAAGGAUUUGGAUUCAUUUCAUGUGUCUUCUGCAACCUAAAAAAUAGAUUGUUCAGAUAGGAAAUGGGAACCCAUUUUAAAGUAAACAGAAACUCACGCAUUACGUCACUUACAACUCGUAAAACCGUAAUCACGCUUUUUUACGAGAUGUAAUUCUUGAACUUUAUUGGUUUUACUUUUACUUGGCGUUAUAAAUAUCCGGAAAUGUUUUUGCUCCGAAUUGGUCAUGUCAACAAACUAACAAAAAUUGAUUUUACAGUUUUAGAUUAGUUCAUAGAGUUCAGAGAAUUC